Molecule: messenger RNA, 918 nt
Organism: Fusarium venenatum
Lineage: Eukaryota; Fungi; Ascomycota; Sordariomycetes; Hypocreales; Nectriaceae
Source: RefSeq, a predicted model, not a curated record
AUGGAAGGCCAUCUUCGAGAAUCGGUCUGGGACCGAGUCGCUCGAGAGAUGGGCGUGUUUGCAACUCCCAGAGCAGAUGCUGAAUCUGCCAAGGCUCGCACUCUAUUCAUCUACUCCGCAUUCAACCGCGGCCCUCCAAAGGAUUUCAAAGAGCCCAUGGCCGAAUACGACUUCGAGAACCACGAAGGGCUCUAUGCUGGCACGCGAUGCAUCCUGGUUGAGACGCUCAUUAAGGACAUCCCCACCACAGAGUAUUCUAUCUACAUCUUCAACGACGUCGAUGCAGUGGAUAAUACCAAGAUCAAAAUGACAAAGCUUCCUGAAUGGACCGACGAACAUGGGAUGCAGAACAUCUUCUUCCCUCAUCACUCUCCCGCUGCCCAACGGGUGAACCACUACCAUGCUGUUGUCGGUACAGGAUUCCCCAAGUCGAACAUCGCGCCCUGCGCGAGUACUACCGUCAAUCUUCGCAUCGGCCCUGGCGGCUACGAACACCAGUGGCAUACCGCCUACGGCUGCUACGGACAAGACGUGUUCCCUUUCAAAGAGAUAACCCGGAGUCAUCAAGUCGCCUACGGCACUGCGACUUGCAUCAAACUCAAAUUCGAAAUCGAAAAUACGAGCCACAACCCAGUGGUUUUCGGCCCGGAGGAUAACGUGGUCAACGGUCGCGAAGUAGACCCGGAGGACUGGCAUGACACCACUCGCGUUCUCAUCGGACAGCCGAACCACCCGUUCAAGAUCUCGCUCAACCUUCGCUUCGUCGAAACCCAACACCCAGACCCUAAAGUUCUCAGUCAGACUGAUGUUGAGAUGUUCAACAUGCGUCGCAUUAGAUCGUCGGGCCCCGUCAUUUCUUCCGUCAAGGGGAGGACUGUGAAUACAUACACGUACCUCAUCACACUCAUGCACAGUUGA